CCAGCCUCAGCCCGACGGUGUCGAGGUGGUUCCUGGUGACCGCCACGUACCACAAUGUGUACAUGUGUGUAGUCUUUGUUUGUUUGACAUCACUGCCCUUUGUUCCUCCCCGAUCGCGGCCGACACAAUGGAUAUUGUAUCCUGGGCUCACAGAGAGGUUCUUUCUCCGGGGGGGGUCAGAGUUUCUCCACCAUAUCCUGGGUGACAUGGUGACGCCCGCGGAACGAAGGGGGCCGGGCCAGAUUUAGCGAGGACGGAGCUGUGGUUCGCUGGCACAGAUGAAAUCAGCACAGAGAGCGCAGCUGUGUUGUACUGUAACAGCUUUCGCAGACAACCYCCGUACAUCACGGGGACCGUUCUCGUUGGGGAGUACAGCGUCAGGGGCUGCAGAUGUUUCCGGUCAGGCAGCCUUGGCUUUGCAAAGCCUUAGGUUGUUAUGAUUGCUGUAUCCGGUGCAUUGGGGCAGUGCCCUACCCCUCCCUGGUGGCCACCUUGCUGUGCUAUGCCGGCACGGCGUUGUUUUGUGGCUGCGGGCACGAAGCGCUGGCCCAGACUGAAGUCCUCGUCGAGACUUACUUUGCCCGCAACGCUCAGGACUAUGUGGUCUUGGCCUCUUUUAUCAAAUACUUCCAGUACGUGAUCUACGGCCUGGCMUCCUUUUUCUUCCUCUAUGGUAUCCUGCUGCUGGCGGAGGGUUUCUACACCACAAGUGCCGUCAAGCAGACAUURGGCGAGUUCAGGAGCACCCAUUGUGGCCGCUGCGUCAGCCUGACGUUCAUCAUAGUGACGUACAUCCUGGCCUUCAUCUGGCUCGGGGUGUUCGCCUUCACCGCCAUCCCCGUCUUCUUCCUUUUCAACAUGGAGCAGACCUGUCACGACAUCAAUAUCCUGGCUGAGACCACCCCCAGCAUCAAUCAGCACAGCUGGAUUUGCAUGGACGCCAGGCAGUUCGGGCUGCUUCCRUGGAAUGCAAUGCCGGGCAAGUCCUGUGGAACGACCUUGGCAGCUAUUUGCAAAACCAGCGAAUUCCAUCUCACCUACGACCUGUACAUAGCAGCCUUCGCUGGGGCUGGGGUCACUCUCUUGGCUCUGUUCCUGUACCUGGCAGCCACCACCUAUAACUACGCCAUCCUGCGAUUCCUGGGACGAAAGGGAAUUCGCUAAGUGCAACACAUCCGUCUGCACAUUCGACUCUAGAUUUCAUAUCUCCCUCUUCAAACAGCUACUUUUGAUCCUGGAUCAUCUGCUGCACCAUUGUUUUUCCUUCCCCCUUGACAAAUAACAGGAAAAUGUUUCUCUUCUUCACUGUGAUGCACCAACAACAAACCGACCCGCUCCACAAGUCCUCCUAAGAUAAUUCUCUUUAGUCUUCUUUUUUUGUUUGUUUGUUUUUGUUGGUUUUUUUGCAGGGUGAACCUCUCAGUUUAAUUCUCCCUGUGAAGCCUCACUGGUGCUGACUGUGAUGUAUAACGUUUUCUGUGAAUAAUUAAGAGAAACGACAGCUUGCUUUGCAACUCCUAACUGUGUGCAGACUAUUCAGUGUUUACUGAUGCACAUGUUGGAGCUGAAUAGGAUCACAUGCUGCUGCCUCAUUAUCGCCACUGUGCAUGUCAACAACGCGAGGCUGGAGUAAGUGAAACCAAAUGUACCAGAGUUUCCCCCUUUAAGCUUUUCGGCUUCACAAUGAAUUUGCCGCUCAUUCACUCACAAUCCAUUUUGGCUUUGCUUAAAUGUCACCACACAGGCUGGUGUUCAUAGCUCCUACCUAAAGAAGUUUCAGUAACUGCUCUGUAGUUGACUAGUCUUGUGUGUUUUCAUUUGUAAUUAAGGCUAAUUAAARCCUUUUGAAUCUUAAGCAUUUACUUGUAAUUUUAUUUUAACCAUAUACAUGUUGCAAUAAAAGUUGUACUUGCUGA
Austrofundulus limnaeus is the source of this 1916-nucleotide messenger RNA. It is a transcript of the gene plp1b, whose product is annotated as proteolipid protein 1b. Gene Ontology annotation, molecular function: structural constituent of myelin sheath. Bases 391 to 1164 code for a protein of 257 amino acids. Gene Ontology annotation, biological process: central nervous system myelination; axon development. The record is from RefSeq and is a predicted model, not a curated record. The transcript has 7 exons. NCBI's taxonomy places the organism in Eukaryota, Metazoa, Chordata, Actinopteri, Cyprinodontiformes, Rivulidae. Gene Ontology annotation, cellular component: myelin sheath; plasma membrane.